Penicillium nucicola is the source of this 1551-nucleotide messenger RNA. RefSeq names its product fungal specific transcription factor domain-containing protein. NCBI's taxonomy places the organism in Eukaryota, Fungi, Ascomycota, Eurotiomycetes, Eurotiales, Aspergillaceae. Gene Ontology annotation, molecular function: zinc ion binding; DNA binding. The coding region runs from base 1 to 1551 and encodes 516 amino acids. The record is from RefSeq and is a predicted model, not a curated record. The transcript is spliced from 4 exons. Gene Ontology annotation, biological process: DNA-templated transcription.
AUGACACGGCAUCUUCUUUUCUCGCAGACCGCGAGGCAGAGACAACUCGAGUCACUCAAUCUAGCUGCAGGAACCCUCGACUUCGACGGCAUUGAUCCCGAAUUAGGCAUGCACCUCCUUGCUAUAUACUGGAGUCGUCAACUAUACACAGCGCAGAUAAUCUACCGGCCAGCAUUCAUGAGAGAUAUGGCCUGCGAAGGGCCGUAUUUCUCCAAGUUGCUGCUAAAUGCGAUAUACUUUGUAGUGUCGAAGCAUUGUGAUGAUCCCGACCUUCGCUCAGACCCAAAUGAUAUUACAACUGCAGGAUGGAAGUUUCGUCAACGGUUCACUCAGCUGUUGCGAGAUUGCUUUGACAAGAGCGAGAUCACCACACUCCAGGCAUUGUUGAUUAUGUCUAAUGCUCUUUUUUCGCGAUGCGACGAGAGGAGUUUGUCAUGGCUUUAUGCUGGCAAUGCGUUCAAUAUGUUCAUUGAUCUCGGAUUGCAUGUGCUGCCUACCCCGGAUAGUAUUUCUGCCGAGGAACUUGAGAUUCGGAAGCGAGUACUUUGGGGUGCAUACUUAAUUGAUAAGAUCCAAUGCCUUUUCCAAGGAAGACCGCCUCUUCUCAACCAUGUUAACAUGAGGGCAUCUUUGGAUUUCUUGGAUGAUUACGAUGAACUGGAACCCUUUCAGGAUAUCUCAUAUACGGCCAUAAAACCAGAUAAAGUGACUCCCUCAUGGAACGUAUCAUUGCUUACAAAAUUCUGUGCAUUGACAACGAUCGUCGAACGAAUUCUCUGCGGAAUAUAUUCCGAAUCUCGAGACUCAACUGUCACUCACAGAGAGAGUGUCUCGGAGGAUAUCAAAUCUCUGUUGAGAGAAUGGAGACAAAACCUGACACCUCAGCUUGAUUAUCUAUCCUUUCCAGGUCAAUCAGUUCUUCUGCCCCAGUCGGCCUGUCUUCUGGCUUUAUUCAAUGUGCUGAUCAUUCUGGUACAUCGACCGCUAAUCACAGGCAGCCAUGGCGGUGUGAUCAAUACAACAACUGCCCACGAGUCAGUGAAUGCCUGCACGUCAGCCGCGAAUCAGAUUGUUCAAAUAUUGCAUGAUUACUCCCAGCACUUCUCAUUAAGCAGCGCGCCAUAUAUGUUAUCCUAUGCCACUUACAUCAGCGCGACUAUCCACGCUCGGAUUGUUGCUCAGAAGGGAAGCAAUUCUACCGUUUUUCAGUCUUUAAUGCUCUGUCGCAAUAUCCUCGUUGAGCAUACGCGUCUCUAUGCUGCUGCGGAGAAGGCCAAGGAGAAUUUGGACAGACUGAUUUCUCAUUUGGGGAUCAGUGCCCCGGAUGAAAAUCAGCGUACAGGGAUUUCUUUGCAGAGUCUACCGGGUGAAAGUGCUGCUAUGGAAGAAUUGAGCAACUCUACUGGUGAACAAGGAUUCUCAGAGCGUGUCGUUGGCUUCGGAUCUCCAUUGCUCAACCUGGAAUUGUCCGAUCUUGAUCUUGAGGCGAUUGCCCAAGGCUUCCAGGUUGAUGUGGAAUCACUCUCUUUCUGGCCUUCUCUAGGUGCAUGA